AGGGUAUCAGCUGGUUAUCUCUGCCAUUUGGUAACCCAUUUUUUCUUCCUGGAGCAAAAGCUGUCGCAAAGCUUCAUAUGUAAAUACAAGGCAAACAUUACAGAGAUAGUCCAACGCAUCGUCUGCUUUUGCUUUGAUUUCAUUGGCGUAGUUUCGUAUUCCCCAUACGUAAAGUACCCACCAUCAGUUGAGUAAGCUGACUCUGAACAAUGAGUCAACAAUGGCUCGUGUACCCGUGCUUUAUUCACUUGUACCUGCGUGGCUAGAAGUUGAUGAUUGACGAUUGUUUAAUCGACGAUAUUACUAUUGAAGUUUAGAUAAAUCACCUGCCUUGCUUCAAAAUGCCAGAAACCCCUGAAACCAUCAAAGUCCGCACCACGCUGCCUAAGCGGCCACUGCCGUCAAACUCACAGCGCGCAGUCAUCAAGACCGCACGAUUGACGGUGCGCCAUUUCAUCCAGGACGACGUACACGGCAUACAUAUACUUCGUACGCAACCUGAAGUCAUGGUCAGGACGGCCGUCGGUCUCAUCGAUAAAGACCUGGCAGAGACCCAAGCUAAACUUGAUCACUUUCUACCGCCCAAGGACGAAGUUACAUUCAACUACGCUAUAUGUCUGACGGAGACGGGGGAGACUAUCGGUAUGGGCGGCAUGCACAGAAUGGAAUCAGGCUUCGGGUGGCCCGAGGUUGGCUAUAUGCUGAAGCGGGAACAUUGGGGGAAGGGUUAUGCGACAGAGUUCAUGAAGGCAUUUGUGGAAUCGUACUGGGAGUUGGAGAGGGAGGAAGUCGACAUCGAUGUUGACGUAAUGUCUGUCAAUGUGAAGGAGAAUGUCCAAGGAGUGCAAACUGUGCCUGAGUUACUGAUUGCGGUUGUCGCGGUAAAUAACCCUGGAAGUUUAAAGGUUCUGGAAAAGACAGGCUUUGAAACGUUCAAGACUUGGACAGAGCCGGAUAGUCGGGCUGGCUUUGAAGGCUUGGACAUCGCGCUGAUCGGACUUGCUGUUACAAAAGAGAUAGCUUAAGUACAACAACAUUUAUUGUGCACAUCAAAUCCAAACCCGCAUAUCACUCAUCUUCAGUUAUCAACUUGGCAACUAUACACACACCUUUAAUCACAGAACUCUACUACGACACACAUCGUUAACAAGUAAUGGAAUUCUAGCACG
This is a messenger RNA of Truncatella angustata, 1169 nucleotides long. RefSeq names its product GNAT domain-containing protein. Bases 342 to 1025 code for a protein of 227 amino acids. The transcript has a single exon. The record is from RefSeq and is a predicted model, not a curated record. NCBI's taxonomy places the organism in Eukaryota, Fungi, Ascomycota, Sordariomycetes, Amphisphaeriales, Sporocadaceae. Gene Ontology annotation, molecular function: acyltransferase activity, transferring groups other than amino-acyl groups.